This is a messenger RNA of Cheilinus undulatus (humphead wrasse), 1738 nucleotides long. It is a transcript of the gene mfap2, whose product is annotated as microfibril associated protein 2. NCBI's taxonomy places the organism in Eukaryota, Metazoa, Chordata, Actinopteri, Labriformes, Labridae. The record is from RefSeq and is a predicted model, not a curated record. Gene Ontology annotation, biological process: embryonic eye morphogenesis. The transcript is spliced from 9 exons. The coding region runs from base 568 to 1071 and encodes 167 amino acids. Gene Ontology annotation, cellular component: microfibril.
AAUCAGGCAUCUGCAAAGUUUCGAAUUGCAGAUUUUCUUUUCUAAUAUUCAUCUCUGUAAACGUACUUUGUGGCACUCUGAAGGCACUUAUAAAAUUCCUAAAUCAGGGAGUGUAGCAUAGUAACAACAACAAUACUUAAUUCCUAUUGGCUAUUGCCUUGCAGCAACGUUCUACAAUAGAAGAGAUGGAGAAAACACAGAUGAGGAGAGGUAGACACACAAAAACUGUCUGCUAUGGCAGAGAAACAAUCUGCUCAGUCUGUUAUUCUUCGCCUAAACUUUACAUCUCCUCUGACAGACGUGACUCAGCACCCUCCAGAAUUCAGUUAAGUGAGGAUUUUGGCCGUAGAGCCUCACAGUAAGUCUGGCUGUAAACGGGAGAGCCGGAUCAUGUAGCGACUUGGUGCUGGGACCGGGGGCUGGACGGGGAGGAGACUACAGAUGUGGGGAGGUACAAUGUGGCGCUGUGAGGUCCUGCUGCACUCUGAGGACGCAUGAGAGCUGAGGACAGUCGCAGCAAACUGAAUCCAAGUUAGUGUUCCAGUCAGUCUACCUCUUGUAGUGACCAUGAGAGUCCUCCUGCUCAUCUGCAUGCCAGUUCUGCUGCUCGCCCAGGGCCAGUACCAGGAACAGUUUCCAUAUUUGGAGGACUAUGGGCCGGAUUAUUUUCCAGAAACUCCAGAGUCUGAAAAUCAUGACUCUCUCCCUGGAACCUACCAGCAGCAGGUUCGACUCAGACCAGGGGUGCGUCCAGAUAAAACAGGGACAGAUUUGGAGACAGAACCCACUGAGCCGGGCCCUCUAGAUUGCAGAGAGGAGCAGUAUCCCUGCACCAGACUCUACUCUGUUCACAAGCCAUGCAAACAGUGUCUGAACAGCCUCUGCUUCUACAGUUUGCGGCGGGUUUACGUCAUCAACAAGGAGAUUUGCGUGAGGACCGUGUGCGCACAUGAAGAACUGCUCCGAGCGGAUUUGUGUCGUGACCAGUUCUCUCGCUGUGGCGUGGCAGCUCUGAGUGGCCAGUGUGCAUCAAUAGGGGGAAGCUGCAGCAAGAGCUGUGGUGGCUGCUGAUUGACUUCAGAGAUCAGGGACACGAUCUGCCCAGAUACUGCCGCUUCCCACCCUUUUAGCCACGUCCCGUUAUUUUUCCCACCUCAUUCUUCCUCCUCACGUUGCCUUCUUACGCUCCCUGGGCUAGUUUUGUGCCAAAAGCACUCCUGCUUUUAUAUUCUUGUCCUUUUUAUCACUGUCUUCUCUCAUGUAUGUCAGCCCAGUAGAUCCUGUGUGUAUGGCUAAUAUAAUCCAAAGAACAUUGAUGAUUGUAUAAAUCACUGGUGCUAAAAAAUCAUCACACUGGUGCUAAUACAAAUGCACAUGAACAUCUUUUUUGGCAUAUUGCAUCAUAUUAUUCAUGCUUUGUGUUGAUAUGUUACUGUAGCUGUGUUGAAAAGCAGACCUUUCAUUAGGAUGGACUUGUUGAUGAUGCACUGACAUCAGACAAACCUUAUCAAUACCAGCAGCCUAUAAGAUCAAGAGAUGUGUCAAGAAACAGGUGGUGAGUGACCUCAGUAUAUGUACUACUGCUACCUGAAUCUGUGCUCUGCAAUUAACCAGCAGUUUUAUAGAAAUAUACUCCAUUGCUUUGAAAAGGCAUCCCACACACAACCUCUGUACUACUGCUUUGUAAAACUGUCACUAUAAAGACUGAGAAAAAAAUAAACUUUUGUUUUUUACUACA